CAGGUUCAGCGGGCAGGAGGAGGAGCGCUGCCCGCUGAGGAGGGGUCUAUCUCCGGGUAUAAAUUCGUCUCUUCGCGCCUCCUCCCUCCUUCUUCUUCUUCCUCCUCCGACGGCUCCUUGCCCUCCUCCUCGUCAUUAUGGGCUUCGGUGACCUGAAAUCAGCCUCCGGGCUCAAAGUGCUGAAUGACUUCCUGCUGGAGCGAAGCUACAUCGAAGGGUUUGUUCCCUCUCAGGCUGAUGUAGCCGUCUUUGACGCCAUCUCGACGCCGCCCUCAGCUGACCUGUGUCAUGCCCUCCGCUGGUACAACCACAUCAAAUCUUACCAGAGCCAGAAGAACAGUCUUCCAGGUGUGAAGAAACCUCUGGGUCAGUACGGACCUGCAGCCAUGCCCGACACCACCUCCAGCUCUGCCGCCAUCUCAAAGGAUGAGGAGGAGGAGGAGGAUGAUGAUGACAUCGACCUGUUCGGCUCUGACGAGGAGGAUGAUUCAGAGGCAGCCAGACUGAAGGAGGAGCGUCUGGCAGAGUACGCUGCCAAGAAAGCCAAGAGUAAGUUACAUCACAGCCAGUCGCAUUAA
Molecule: messenger RNA, 578 nt
Organism: Paralichthys olivaceus (Japanese flounder)
Lineage: Eukaryota; Metazoa; Chordata; Actinopteri; Pleuronectiformes; Paralichthyidae
Source: RefSeq, a predicted model, not a curated record